AUAGCAACUCCACCGCCUACCAGGCUCCGUCUGCCCGCGCAGGGCGGGGAAGACGCCACCUCUCGCCGAGAGUCGCCCGGCAGGGCUCGGGGCCUGCAGGAGAGGAGGAGCCGCCCGGGCCCGGCCGAAAGCAUGGGUGUGAGGAUGGAGAGCGGCGGCUGGAGCAGCCGGAGGAGCAGCCCAGUGAUCGAAUACGAAGCCGUUCCUAGGUAUGGACCAGCAAGCCCAUUCAAGGGACACUUAAGUACUAAAAGUAAUGCUUUCUGCAUUGACUCCUCCUCUCACAGACUAAGCAACCAGUACCUGAUCAGAGAUCACAUGGCUGUUCACUACAACAAAAUCCUUUCAGCGAAAGCUGCUGUAGACUGUUCAGUGCCAAAAAGUAGGCUAACCAGCAUAAAACUAUCUGAUCAGCAAAGAAGAGAAAAGCUCAAGAAGGAAAUAGAAAGGUGUGAGAAGGAAAUGAAUGCAUCCAAAAAUGCAUCCCGAUCCAGUUCUAGGGAAAGUAGACGACCGCUGUCAGCCACAUACAAAAAGAACCAGGAAUCAUUGGAAGCAGAAAGCAACACGGGACUCUCUUGUGCACCAAAUGAACAGAGGUAUGCGUCUGGUUCCUUCUCAGCUCCCGAGAGGCGCAUCACAGACUUCCCUGAUACUGAAAGAUAUGCCAGGAAGGCUUCUCCAAAACCCUCCAAUAUCUCAGUAUCUCACUCAAGUAUAAGCACAACAGGUAUACAUCGAUCACACUCCAGAAUUUCCUGCAGUUCUUCCUCUGACAGCGUUGUGAAAUGUUAUCCUCGAAAGGCCUCAAAGGCUGAAUCCAAAGUACAAAGCAGGGAUCUCCUUGACAGUCACUCGGCACAUUUUACUGAUGGCCGACAGCCAUUCACACCACGCACUUUAAAAUCAGACACCAAAUCCUUCCUGUCGCAGUACAGAUAUUAUACUCCAGCCAGACGGACCAUGAAAGACGUUCCAGUACAGCAUGUGGAGGUAGAAACUCAGACUGACAUAAGCAGUUUUCAACCUGAAUGUGAAGAAUUCAUAAAACGGGAUGUUGCUGACUUUCAGAAGGUGAUUAAGGAGGUAGAAGACUCGGUAUCUGCCAUGGUAGAUAUGUGUGGUAAAACGAAGACCCUUUCUCAGUUCUCCUCACCAAGGGUGACUUCUCCAUGUUCUGGGCAGUCCCCAAUGAUGAGAAGAAUUCAGGCCGAAGAAGAAGAACUUCUGUAUUUAAGUUUUAUCCAGGACAUCACAGAUGAGAUCCUGAAACUUGGAUUGUUUUCCAACAGGGCUCUGGAACGGCUGUUUGAGCGUCACAUAGAACAAAAUAAGAAUCAUCUCAAUGAGACCAAAAUGCGCCACCUGUUGGAGAUCCUGAAGGAGGACCUGGGCUGCAACCAAGACAAAAAGGAAGGGUUUGACUCAUUUGGACUAGUUCGAAGGAAACCAGCAGAACACCUUGAGCUCCACCAGAAACCUCAAAGACAAAAAAGCGAGGAGUUUUUAAAGGCAAUGGAUUUAAUAGCAAGUGAGGCAGCUCCGUCAAGACUCCCGGUACGUAUCAAUGGAUCCGAGAAGGUGGAGGACAAUGGUCUGAACGGCUCAUUGAAUGCAGGGCUGAACCCAGCACCUGACGAAAGCCCGGCCACCUCGUGCAGCCUGCCGCCAACACUCAGUUCAACAGCUUGUGAUGCUGACUUUGAAACCAGUGAGUCUUUGCAGAACCUUGACGAGCUUCAAGAAAGCAUGACGGAAUCCCUUCGCAUCACCACUGACAAUGAAGAAAUCACCAGCAACUAGCAGCAAAGCACCAAGAGGGCAGCAGCAUGAAGAUUUCGGACAUUGCUCAUUCAAUAAAAUGCUAGUGAACCAUGUUUUUUUCCUGUUUUGGAUACACUUGCAACCUGUUGUCUAUCAGGUCCUAGUAUUAUGAAUCAGGCUUUAGUGACUGGAGUAUGUACACACACUGUAGAGGGCAAGAUAUAAAUUUUUUCAGAGCUCAGCUGCAUGUGACAGCAUGGCUGCUGAAAACUCGAAAUAUAGAGAUAUGAAUGAAUUAUAUUUUAAAAGCAGGUGUGAUUGUUUAUAAAACUAUUUAUAAUAAAUGGAUACAACAUUUUGCAGUAGUAAAAA
Messenger RNA from Sphaerodactylus townsendi, 2136 nucleotides. RefSeq names its product spermatogenesis associated 7 (gene SPATA7). Lineage: Eukaryota; Metazoa; Chordata; Lepidosauria; Squamata; Sphaerodactylidae. The record is from RefSeq and is a predicted model, not a curated record. Gene Ontology annotation, cellular component: axoneme; ciliary basal body; photoreceptor distal connecting cilium. The transcript has 12 exons. The coding region runs from base 133 to 1803 and encodes 556 amino acids. Gene Ontology annotation, biological process: protein localization to photoreceptor connecting cilium; microtubule cytoskeleton organization; photoreceptor cell maintenance.